Messenger RNA from Meyerozyma guilliermondii ATCC 6260, 1320 nucleotides. RefSeq lists its product as uncharacterized. Bases 1 to 1320 code for a protein of 439 amino acids. The transcript has a single exon. The record is from RefSeq and is a predicted model, not a curated record. Lineage: Eukaryota; Fungi; Ascomycota; Pichiomycetes; Serinales; Debaryomycetaceae.
AUGGCUACGCAAGAAAUAUACGGCGUGGGGUUCGAAUUCGAUCCUCUGAUCCCCAAAAUCUUGCCUCAUCUGAAAGUCUACUCGAUACAAAUCGGCUACAAGCUUUUUCGAAUCAGUGGAGCAUCUUUGUCCUCGGACGCUCCGUCGUAUUUCACCAAUUACUUUCUUACCAAAGGAAACGAGGACAAGACGUUGUUUGUGGACCGCAGUCCCACGGUGUUUGAGUACAUCUACCAGCACUUACAAGGAUAUCAUGUGGAAGUGCCCAACAGUGAAAUCUAUACCCAGCUCUGGCUCGACAGCUAUUACUUUCAAGUCAAACGGCUUCGAAACAUUCUCCGCGAUGAAGGAAUCUUUGUCAAUGUGGGUGGUGAGAACUUCAAGGUACCUCAGCAAUUGCUCAUGGAAACGGGAAACCAUCCAAACUAUUUUUCAGUGAGUCUUGACUCGUUGGGUACCGACCAGUUUCGGCUAGUUGAACGGUUGAAGGUGAUACGACCUCCACCCCAGAAAACCAUCAGUGUGCCACACAGGUCGCCCAGGCUCUUCAGUGACUUGAUGGAGGUUUUGCGUGGAAAUACCACAGUUCUUGGUGACAAAACCCAUCGCAGAUUAUUGAUAAGAGAGUGUCGCUAUUACCGACUCCAGGAACUCGAACAGCGAAUAGUCAACUGUCGAAUAUCUGCCAACAGCCACUUUGAAAACAAACAGGAUAUCCUCAUAGAUAUAGUCGACGUCUCGCCCAAGGGAAUCAUCUACAACAACGACACAGCCGGCAAAGAAUCGCAUGUACAAUACACCCGCCCGUUCAUCAAGAAGGAAAAAAAGAGCAACUUGAUCCUCCAGUUCAAUUCAGACUACUGUGAAGUCACAAGAAAACUAAAUUCUAGUCCCAAAUUGGUGUUGAACAGGAAACUUGGUCUAGCAUUUGUACGACUUAGCGGGAACCAUUGUCUCAAAUUGAUGAAUUCAUUGGACAUUACGGACCUUCCCGUCGACAACACAGAAGAUGGGCCUUCAGUAAUGAUCUUUGCUGGUUUGGCCAACGCAAAUACUACGAUAAAUGGUCUGGAAGUCCUGAAAACUUGGGCCCAAGAUUUGAUAGGAGUGCCUUUACGAACAGACGGAGAGAUUCCGGCACCCGAUUCGAAACGACAGAAGCUUGCUCAUGGAGUCAAUGGCGAUGUGAUAGAACUCUCGUUGGUGAAAUCCAGCUGGCGGGUGUUUCUGACAAAUAAAGUAUUUCGAUUCCACGGCGUGGCUAUCGAGGCAGUUACCGACGAGCUUUCGUUCUACAAGACAAAUUUUGAGUUUUUGUGA